Molecule: messenger RNA, 1689 nt
Organism: Oryzias melastigma (Indian medaka)
Lineage: Eukaryota; Metazoa; Chordata; Actinopteri; Beloniformes; Adrianichthyidae
Gene: tmco6
Product: transmembrane and coiled-coil domains 6
Exons: 12
Coding region: 149-1627 (492 amino acids)
Biological process (GO): protein import into nucleus
Molecular function (GO): nuclear import signal receptor activity; protein binding
Source: RefSeq, a predicted model, not a curated record
GAAGAAGAGUUUGAACGUUUUUGAAAAGAACGUCUAUGAUUAGAACACCUUGCUGCUUCAGUUCUUCAUCAAUUGAGUAACUUAGGUUUCAUAUUUCGUUAUUUUUUCUUUUUUACUAAGCUUAUAAUUAUUAUUUUUGAAUUAAACAAUGUGGAGACCAAACAUAAUUCACCGGAGGUCAAGGUGGCAUCAAAACAACAUGGAUGAGCUGAGGCUAAGGAGGCGAGAGAACGAGAGAGCUUUGAGACAAGACCGCAGAGACAGACAGCUAUUGAGCAAGAGACUCCUGCUGUAUGAAGAGGAGACUGAGGCCACCAUGGAAACAGCAUCCAGAGAGCAGGAUGUGGUCAGUUUGCUCUGCAAACUUCAGCGUAGAGGAUCAGCGAAGGAGAUUCACCUGAAAGCUCUGAGUAAAGUUCUGCGGGACCCAGCAGCACAACUUUCCUUCAUCAAACAGGAGAACAGCGUGCACGUGCUUGUUGGUCUCCUCACUGGCUUUGAUGCUCAGUGUCGUCUGUUGGCGGUCCGCUGUCUUCAUGAGCUGUCUUAUUCUCCCGACACCAAUGUGGCAUCAGCCUGCAUGCCAUCUACUCCCUACUUACUCACCUACUUGUCUGGCCAGACCACCAAAUUCACAGAGAUGUGUCUCUACACUCUAGGGAAUUUAUGUCUAGCCAGUAAAGCUGUGAAAGAAAAACUUUUGGCGCAGGGAAUAAUCCCAGCGCUUGCCAGCUGCAUGGAGAAUCAAAGACACAAUCUUGCAGUGGUGGAGGCAGUUGCUUUUACUCUCUCUCAGCUUCUUCAAACCAGAGAUUCAGUUCAGGAAAUAGUCUCGAUAGUCAUGGCCUCCAGCUUGCCUUCACAUUUGUUGUCCUUCCUGACUCCUGACUCUGAGUUUGGCCUUGGUGCUGCCAUUGAGUGUGCAUGGUGUCUGCACUACCUGGUGUCCAGCUCUGAGGAUCACAGAAAUCUGCUGGCUCGUGGGGCUUUGCUGCACUGCAGUUCCCAGUUAGUGACACUAAGUGUCGCUGUGACUCAAAGAAAACAACAGGAUAAAACAGAGCUGCUCGUCUGUCCUCUGCUGAGGUGUGUUGGAAACCUGCUGUACUUCUGCCCCGUGCAAGAUCUCAGCAAACACGUGGCUAUUAUUCAGCUCGUAGGCGCCCUGUGUGUACUUCUUAACACUUACCAGCACUCCUCGCCGUCCUUGGCCAGAGAGACAGCCUGGGUCCUCAACAACCUCACAGCUCAUUCUACUAAAUGUUGCUCAGCUGUCCUAACUCUCAACCUGGUGUCCUCACUGAUUCAGCUUCUACCUGUUUCUCAAGGCAUCAAUACGAUGGUCCUAAGAAUUUUUGCAAAUAUUGCCCACAAAAGCAAGGAGCUGUGCAUCUGGCUGACACAGCUUGGACUUCUAGCUGCCCUCUGUUCAACUCUUAAAAUGGCUGAUCAAGAGAUGGUGACUCUGAGUCUGGAUGUCUUGUACAUGAUGCAACUCAGUAGUCCUCAGGUAAAACACCAGGUUUUGAGGGAAGGUGGAGCUUCUCUUCAAGAGGUCAUUCAGUGCAACAGUGAAAGAGCUAUAAGGCAGAAAGCUUCAUUACUCAUGGACAAGCUCCUAACCUAGCAACGAUGCACAAUCUUUUUUUCUUAAAAUUAAUUAAAUAAAUACAUUCAAGCCAGUUUAAA